AUGGGACAGCAAAUUUUGGAUCAGACGCAGUGGGUUAUUAACAAGUUACCAGAAAAAGUAGCAAAACAUGUCACACUGGUUCGAGAAAGUAGCUCCUUAACUUAUGAAGAAUUUCUUGGGAGAGUAGCAGAACUAAAUGAUGUAACUGCUAAAGUGGCUUCUGGCCAGGAAAAACAUCUUCUCUUUGAGGUACAACCUGGAUCUGAUUCUUCUGCCUUUUGGAAAGUGGUUGUUUGUGUGGUCUGUACCAAGAUUAAUAAAACCACUGGCAUUGUGGAAGCAUCACGGAUCAUGAAUUUAUACCAGUUUAUUCAGCUUUAUAAAGACAUCACAAGUCAGGCAGCAGGAGUAUUGGCUCAGAGCUCCACCUCUGAAGAAGCUGAUGAAAACUCAUCCUCUGUAACAUCAUGUCAGGCUAGUCUUUGGAUGGGAAGGGUGAAGCAGCUGACCGACGAGGAGGAGUGCUGUAUCUGUAUGGAUGGGCAAGCUGACCUGAUCCUGCCUUGUGCUCACAGCUUUUGUCAGAAGUGUAUUGAUAAAUGGAGUUAUCCACACAGGAAUUGCCCUAUUUGUCGCCUGCAGAUGACUGGAGCAAAUGAAUCUUGGGUGGUACCAGAUACACACACUGAAGACAAUAUGGCUAACUAUAUUCUUAACAUGGCUGAUGAGGCAGGCCAGCCUCAUAGGCCAUGA
This is a messenger RNA of Sciurus carolinensis (gray squirrel), 693 nucleotides long. RefSeq names its product RING finger protein 141-like. The transcript has a single exon. Bases 1 to 693 code for a protein of 230 amino acids. The record is from RefSeq and is a predicted model, not a curated record. Gene Ontology annotation, biological process: protein autoubiquitination. Lineage: Eukaryota; Metazoa; Chordata; Mammalia; Rodentia; Sciuridae. Gene Ontology annotation, molecular function: ubiquitin-protein transferase activity.